Messenger RNA from Drosophila sulfurigaster albostrigata, 4551 nucleotides. It is a transcript of the gene Hr39, whose product is annotated as nuclear hormone receptor FTZ-F1 beta. Gene Ontology annotation, biological process: hormone-mediated signaling pathway; tissue development; regulation of transcription by RNA polymerase II. Gene Ontology annotation, molecular function: zinc ion binding; nuclear receptor activity; RNA polymerase II cis-regulatory region sequence-specific DNA binding. NCBI's taxonomy places the organism in Eukaryota, Metazoa, Arthropoda, Insecta, Diptera, Drosophilidae. Gene Ontology annotation, cellular component: RNA polymerase II transcription regulator complex. The record is from RefSeq and is a predicted model, not a curated record.
GUUAGUACCAAAACAAAUGCCGAUCGGAGAAGUCGCGCGCGUGUCUUUGUAGCGCCGCGAGCGUAGUAGAAAAAAAUAAAUACUUGUAAUUUUUCGUUUUAUUGCGCAAAACCUGCUAAAUAAUCACAAACAUCUACAGAGUCAUUCACUUCAAUAUAUAUUAAAUAUAACAAAUAGUUUCCUUUUUCAACAUAUUAACAAGACGACGUGCCCAACAACAACAACAAAUUAUACGUGUAUGUUUUUGCUACCAAAAAAACGGCCGUCGCUCGAAUGAGUGUGUGUUUGUGUAAGAGUGUGGAAAAAAUUCAAAAGUUGCGGCAUUCACAUUGUGCAAUAAUAAUGUUAUCGUAAUCGUUAUCGUUAUGUGCAAAUAUUUUAUACAAAAAUUUAAUUUACAACAACAAAAAGUCACCAAAACAAAAUUAACAAAAUAAAUGAAAAUCAAUUCACAAUUUUUUCAAAAUAAUAAUUAAGUUAAUAAACAAUUUAAAAAUCAUAUGCCAAUAAUUUUAUAAUCAAUUAAAUAAACACAUUAAAACAAAAACGUAAACACAUCGCCACUGAGAAUUUUGGACUUUGGGAAUAUCAAACGAAAUCUUAUUAGACUGAAUACAAGGACAAUUGGAAUAUUAAUUUUAAGAUUUUGAAUGAUUUACAACACAAAAUGGAACUGCAUCAACGACAUCUCUCCAACUUUUACAAAUUGCACAAAUAAAUGUUAGACGAAAUUGCAAUAACUUGAGAAGACAUUGCAUUGUGAUUGCAAUCGAUUAAUCCGAUAGCGCGAGCGAGAUUAAUCACAAAGACAGACACAAAAGCAAGAUGCCCAACAUGUCAAGCAUCAAGACGGAGCAAAGUGUGUCGCCAGGUGCCAGCGGAGGCAGUUAUCAACUGCCCGUGAACAUGUCCUCCACGUCAUCCUCUUCCACCCGCCACAAUGUCUCGGUGACGAACAUCAAGUGCGAGCUGGACGAGCUGCCGACACCGAAUGGCAAUCUGGUGCCCGUUAUAGCCAACUACAAUAAUCACAACAAUGCCAGCAUCAAUCACAGCAUCAACAAUCACAAUCAUGGCGGCAGUCUGCGCAUUCCGCUCGGCCUGCAGUCGACCAAGGAGGAUGAAUCCGACUCCGAGCCGGAGCUGGCGAACAUUGAGAAUCUGCAAAAGGUGCGACGUCGGGCAGCCGACAAAAAUGGUCCGCGACCCAUGUCCUGGGAGGGAGAGCUCAGUGAACCGGAGACGGGUGCCGACGAGGAGCUGAUGGAAACGGAAACGGUCAUCAAAAGCGAAUCGAGUGGCGGCCAAGUUGCAGCGAUGAUGCAGCCCAUUAAAACGGAGUUGGAGCACAUAGCUGGCGAGCUGCAGUUGCAGCAGCAACAUCAACUGCAGCAGGAGCAACAUCAUCUGCAUCAUCACCAGCAACAUCAUCUGCUGCAGCAUCAACAGCAGCAACAUCAUCAACAGCAUCUGCAGCCCAUCAAGCAAAACUUUGGCCAACAGCAGCCCAACAAAUUGAAGCUGGCGCCCACGCAAAGCGAUCCCAUCAAUCUGAAGUACGAGCCAACGACAUCAUCCUCGACAUCGUCGCUCUGCGAUCGCAGCAAGUCCAGCAGCGGCGGCCAUUUGCCGCUGCUGCCCGCCAAUCCCAGUCCAGACUCUGCCAUACAUUCCGUCUACACGCACAGCAGCCCAUCGCAGUCGCCUCUGACGUCGCGCACGCCCCCCUACACGCCCUCGCUGAGUCGCAACAACAGCGACGCCUCACACAGCAGCUGCUACAGCUACAGCUCCGAGUUCAGUCCCACCCAUUCACCCAUCCAGGCGCGUCAUGCGCCACCCGGAGGCGCCUCGCUGCUGCCCGCCGCCGCCGCUGCCAGCAGUUAUGCCAAUGGAGGAGGCGGAGGCGGAGGUGCUGCACUGCAUCAUCAUAGCGUGCUGUAUCGUCCGCUCAACGUGGAGCCAACGAACGCAGGCAACUCAGCGGAAGCGCAAAAUCUCAGCAUGGAUGCCACACUGGACGCCACGGCUGCGUUGCCUGCCUCGCCGGCGGGCAUCUCACGGCAGCAGCUGAUCAAUUCGCCGUGUCCGAUAUGCGGCGAUAAGAUCAGCGGCUUCCACUACGGCAUCUUCUCCUGCGAGUCAUGCAAGGGCUUCUUCAAGCGCACCGUUCAGAAUCGCAAGAACUACGUGUGUGUGCGUGGCGGUCCCUGCCAGGUGAGCAUCUCGACGCGAAAAAAGUGUCCCGCCUGUCGGUUCGAGAAGUGCCUGCAGAAGGGCAUGAAGCUGGAGGCCAUACGCGAGGAUCGCACCCGUGGCGGUCGCUCCACCUAUCAAUGCUCCUACACGUUGCCCAACUCGAUGCUUAGUCCGCUGCUCAGUCCAGAUCAAGCAGCUGCCGCUGCCGCAGCGGCCGCCGUUGUCAACCAGCAACAGCAGCAACAUCAACAGCAGCAGCAACAUCACCAGCGUUUGCAUCAGCAACAGCAGCAGCAGCAGACGGCUCAGCAGCAACACGGACCACUCAAUGGGUUUGGCGGUGGUGCAGGAGGCGGUGGCUGCAGCGGUGGCAGCAGCGUUGGCUCCAACUCCCUCCCCGCCAGCCCCAGCCUGGGCACUUCCAUCAAGACGGAGCAAACGGAGCCGCUGAAUCAUCAUGCGACGCGAGCCUCAAGCAUUCCAUCCCUCUUGCAGGAAAUUAUGGAUGUUGAACAUCUCUGGCAAUACACCGAUGCUGAGUUGGCACGCAUCAAUCAGCCGCUGUCUUCGUUCGCAUCUGGCGGAUCUUCGUCGAGCUCUGGCGGCGGAUCGGGCACAGGCGGACAUCACACUGCCAAUGCACAACAGAUGACCAAUCCACUGCUGGCCAGUGCUGGUCUCUCAUCCAAUGGCGAGAACGCCAAUCCCGAUCUGAUCGCCCAUCUCUGCAAUGUCGCUGAUCAUCGGCUCUACAAGAUUGUCAAAUGGUGCAAGAGUCUGCCGCUCUUCAAGAACAUCUCGAUUGACGAUCAGAUCUGCCUGCUAAUCAAUUCGUGGUGCGAGCUUCUGCUCUUCUCCUGCUGCUUUCGGUCCAUUGAUACGCCCGGCGAGAUCAAGAUGUCACAGGGCAGAAAGAUUACGCUGGCCCAGGCAAAAACCAAUGGCUUACAGGCUUGCAUUGAGCGCAUGUUGAAUCUGACGGAUCAUUUGCGACGUCUACGCGUUGAUCGCUAUGAAUAUGUUGCCAUGAAGGUAAUCGUGCUGCUGCAGUCCGAUACCACGGAGCUGCAUGAGGCGGUCAAGGUGCGCGAGUGCCAGGAGAAGGCGCUUCAAGGACUGCAGGCAUAUACGCUGGCCCAUUAUCCCGAUACGCCGUCCAAAUUUGGAGAGCUAUUGCUGCGCAUUCCCGAUCUACAGCGCACAUGUCAGUUGGGCAAGGAGAUGCUGACGAUCAAGACCCGCGAUGGUGCCGAUUUCAACUUGUUGAUGGAACUGCUGCGGGGAGAACAUUGACAAAUGGAAGGCAAUCGUCGCCGUGCCAGGGGCUAAGGCGUACAAGUUUUAUAUGCUUAGUAUUAGUAUAUCUAUGCCUAGGUUUAAGUACUCGAUGUGUAAGCUCUGAAAACAUGUGCCUAAAAAAUGGACCCACGUCCGCAGAAACAGCAGCAACAACUUCAACAACAAACAAGAACAAUUGCCAACAGCAGCAGCAACGAAACUCGAGAACAAAACUGAUAGCACUUAAAAAAACGAAGAUGGAGAAUUUUUUUGAAAGCGCAAAAAUUGCCAAAUUUAUACAAAAACCUAAAACGUAAUACAUCAAUUGAAAUGUAUGUUCAAUAUGCUGUGAGAGCAUUUUGUAGUUGUUGCUGUUGUUAUGCGGCUCGAGGAGUUUGUUUAAAUUAUAUAAAGUUUUUGCUAUGUAUACAUAUACAGUAUAUACAUUUAUAGGGUAUACAUAUAUGUAUAUGUAUAUAGUAACUAAAGCACACAUGGAAAAUGAAAAGACUAAGAAAUUUAUUUAACUUUAAUAAUAUAAAUUACAAAUUGCAAAAUCAAAUUCUUAUUUUUAGUUCAAACAAAAACAUAAAAAAGGAGGAAGUGAAAAUGAGCAGAUUAUGUUUUUUAUAUGCAUAUAUACACACCUAGGAUAUAUGAAUAAUAUCAAACAAAACCUUUAAAAAUAUAUUUUAAUGAAAUGCCAAAACCGAAAUUGGUUUAAAUGAGAGCUGCUAGAAUUUUCGAACUAAUCAUAUAGUAUAUAUGUAUAUGUAUGUAUAUCAUAUGAGAAAUCCAUUUUUAAAUGUUGUAGCAUUUAGUUAUAGUGCAAUUUCACAUAUGUCUACUUAUCCGAUAGAUACGUACUGCGUGUGUAUAUAUCUGCAAAUUAUACAAGUAAAACAAGAAACAAGAAAAGACCACUCGAUUGAAUUUGUGCCGCCUCUUAGUGGCGUGGGCGUGGCUACAACCUAUUCCAGUGAUGCUAUUUGUUGCAUAUAAAACCAUUAACAAAUACAAACUACAUAAAUCAAAUUUAUUCUUUUGUCAUUACACAUUAAAAAAAUAAUAAAA